AUGGGAAACUCAAACAGUAAUCGAUCAUCUUUGGAAAUGAAACGUUUGGAAGAAAUAACUGGUAUAAAACGGCAAAGUUUUUUGGAUAUGCAUGAAGAGAGUAAACGUAAACAUGGAAGCGAAAAUCCAGUCCUUGUAAGUAGGGCAGAUUGUCGUCAUUUCAUCAAUCAGAUGGGUGUCGGUUUUGAUAAUCAAAAGCAAGUGGAUGUCGCACUUGGAAUUUUCGAAGAAGAUGGCAAACUCUCCACCGAACAGCUUUUCUCUUGUGUAGUUAUGCUGAGCGAAACAAUGGAUGGUGCUGCUCGACUCGCAUAUGUUAUCGAUACACAUAAUCCAAAAGGUGCAGAUCAUGAAAAUGUUUCACGUAAAUAUGGACAGAAAGUCAUACAAUGCAUCAAUGAAUUCUAUGGUAUCAAGAAAGUUGAUCAACCUGAAGAGGUCUGGCUUGAAAUCUGUGGUGGAACUGAUAAAGCGAAAGUGACAAGAGAAGAAUUCGUCAAAUAUAUGACGUCCAAUGAUCCCUAUCAAGAUUUCUUAGUUUGA
Adineta ricciae is the source of this 543-nucleotide messenger RNA. NCBI's taxonomy places the organism in Eukaryota, Metazoa, Rotifera, Eurotatoria, Adinetida, Adinetidae. The record is from the annotation of a GenBank genome assembly.